Molecule: messenger RNA, 366 nt
Organism: Cylicostephanus goldi
Lineage: Eukaryota; Metazoa; Nematoda; Chromadorea; Rhabditida; Strongylidae
Source: the annotation of a GenBank genome assembly
AUGAAUGUCAACUUACUUACAACAUUCCUCAACCUUCUCGCCAUUCAUAUGUACUUAGUUUUGGUCGUGGCUUUAUGUGGUGGCAAAAAGAAGCCGGGUAAGAAAGAAGCUAAGCCAAAGGGUGAGGAAAAGCCAACGUCUGCGCCAUCAGAACCUCCAAAGAAAGUGAGUUCCCAAAGAAUUCCUAUUCAAUUGUCAACUUGCCACCUCUACUCUGAUAACGGCCUUAUCCUAUCGUUAGGCCAUGUCGGCGUCGGACAUACAUUAGCGAGGAAGUUUCAAAAAGCUGCGAAGAGACAAACGAAGAUUACAUCGUAUGCAGUUUCGAUGUUCUUUCUUUUUACUCCUGGACUUCCAAUUGUUUGA